UGGGAUCCACCUUCCCCCUGAUUCUAACAGACACAGGGGAUAAUCAGCGGCAGAGUGAUACGUCCUUCCGCUGUACUACUAUCUUUGGCAGCAGCUACAGGUUUCUCACCUGUGUGCAGAAGCGCGCUCUCGGUGCAGCAGCGGUGGCGACGCGCGUUGCCAUUCCGACACAUGGUUCGACGCGCGCGACCAAAACCGGCAGGUUUUACCGUUAAACCCCGCCCCCUCGGGCGGCCCCGAACGCCACAGCAAAGAACCCUGUGCCCACCUCAAAACCCACCAGCACCACGGCGGCAGGGCAGGACUACAGGUCUAACCUGCAGCUGUCAACGCCACGUCGACUAAAACAAACAAAGUGCUGCUCAAACACCUGGUGAACCUUUCUGUUUGCUCCGUCGGAGUGAAGCGGAGUUGAACCAUGCUGGACCCGUCCUCCAGCGAAGACUCUAGCGGGGAGUCCGACCAAGAAGUUGCACCGGAGGCUGCGGGAAAACUGGGCGCCUCCCCGUCGGGGAAACGAGUGAAUAGCAGCCGAGCGGGCAGCCAGCUGCGACAGUCCGCCGCCCCUGGAGGCGCUCCUGGCAAAGGCGCGAAAGACAACAGCGGCGCAGGUGAAGAGGAGGAUAGGAAGGAGCGAGAGAGGAUCCAGAAGGAGGAAGAGGAGAGGAAAAUUAAACUGCAGAUUUAUGUGUUUGUGCUCAGAUGCAUUGCUUAUCCGUUCAACGCCAAGCAGCCCACUGACAUGGCCCGGCGGCAGCAAAAGGUGAACAAGCAGCAGCUGCAGGCAGUGAAGGAGCGUUUCAUGGCCUUCCUGAACGGGGAAACGCAAAUCGUGGCAGAUGAAGCUUUCUGCAACGCAGUGAGGAGCUACCAUGAGGGGUUCCUGAAGAGCGAGCGUGUCUCCAGGAUGGUUCAGAGCGGUAGCUGCUCGGCCAACGACUUCCGUGAGGUCUUCAAGAAGAACAUAGAGCGACGCAUCCGUAGCCUCCCGGAGAUCGACGGCCUGAGCAAAGAGACCGUGCUGAGCUCCUGGAUCGCCAAAUACGACGCCAUCUACAGAGGGGACGAGGACAUGCGGCGUCAGACCCAACGAGUGCAUUUGAGCGCCGUGUCUGAGCUCAUCCUCAGUAAGGAGCAGUUGUACGAGAUGUUUCAGCAGAUCCUGGGCAUCCGAAAGUUCGAGCACCAGCUGCUGUACAACGCCUGCCAGCUGGACAACGUGGACGAACAGGCCGCUCAAAUCCGCAGAGAGCUGGACGGCAGGCUGCAACUGGCUGAGAGGAUCGCCAGGGAGAAGAAACAGCCCAAGUUUGUCUCUCCUGACAUGGAGGCUCUCUUCGUAGAGGAGCUCCGCUCGUCUGUCAACCUGCUCAUGGCAAACCUCGAGAGUCUGCCUGUGUCCAAGGGCGGUCCGGACUUUAAACAGAAGCUGAAACGCUCCACUUUGAACAACUCCUUCCUGGACCUGGGUGAAGAGGGAGACAUCCUGUCCAAGUCUGACGUUGUGCUGUCCUUCACUCUCGAGAUUGUCAUCGUGGAGGUCCAGGGUCUGAAGUCUGUUGCUCCAAACCGCAUCGUGUACUGCACCAUGGAGGUGGACGGAGGAGAGAAGCUGCAGACAGACCAGGCUGAAGCAGCCAGACCACAGUGGGGGACUCAGGGGGACUUCAUCACAACUCACCCACUGCCCUCAGUUAAGGUCAAGCUGUUCACAGAGAGCACUGGAGUCCUGGCUCUGGAGGACAAGGAGCUGGGUCGAGUGGUCCUGAACCCCACCACCAAUGGACCAAAACAGGCCGACUUCCACAGGAUGGUGGUCCCAAAGAACAGUCAGGACACUGAGCUCAAGAUCAAGCUGGCGGUCCGAAUGGACAAGCCCCCCGCGUUAAAGCACAGCGGGCACCUGUACGCCGUGGGUCAAAGAGUCUGGAAGCGCUGGAAGAAAAGAUACUUCGUUCUCGUUCAGGUGAGUCAGUACACCUUCGCCAUGUGCAGCUACAGAGAAAAGAAAGCGGAGCCUCAGGAGCUGAUGCAGCUGGAGGGCUACACCGUGGACUACUGCGACCCCCAGCCAGGUCUCCAAGGCGGUCGAGUGUUUUUUAACGCUGUGAAGGAGGGCGACCUGGUGAUGUUUGCCUGCGACGACGAGUCGGACCGAGUUCUGUGGGUUCAGGCCAUGUACCGGGCCACGGGCCAGUCCUACAAACCUGUGCCGCCGCUGCAGAACAAAACCACAAACUGCAGAGGAGCGAUUCAGAAGGCAGCGUCGCCCAUCAGUCUGGACCCUUCUCAGCGUCAGGGAGUGGAGGAGUUGAUCUCUUCACCUCCGUGUCACUUUGACCACGCCACACUGUUCAGUGUUUUACAGAAACACACUCUCCAGCACCGGAUGAACGACUCCUUCUCCUGUCUGGGUUGGUUCAGUCCAGGUCAGGUAUUUGUCUUAGAUGAGUACUGCGCUCGAUACGGUGUCCGUGGUUGCCACCGUCACCUGAGCUACCUUAAAGGACUGAUGGAAUACUCCGAAAACAACACACUCGUUGACCCCACGCUGCUGCACUACAGCUACGCCUUCUGCGUCUCCCACGUCCACGGGAACAGACCUGAUGGGAUGGGUACGGUCACAGCUGAGGAGAAGGAGGAGUUCGAGGCCAUCAGGAGUCGACUCAUGGCUCUGCUGGAGUACCAGAUCACACAUUUCAGGUACUGCUUUCCGUUCGGACGACCAGAUGGGGCCCUGAAGGCGACGCUCUCCCUACAAGAACGGGUAUUAAUGAAAGACAUCACCACUCCAGUUCCUCCAGAGGACAUGAAGAAACUCAUCCAGAGAUGCCUGGAAACUGCAGCUCGGCUCAACUACAGUCAGCUCAUGGAGUACGCUCAGAUCAAAGUGGACGCUCAGGCCGCUGCGGAGAAAAGACUGGAGGACAUGAUGAGACUGGGAGAGCUGUGCAUCGAAGUCCUGCAGCAGAACGACGAGCACCACUCUGAGGCUUUCUCCUGGUGGCCCGACCUGAUGGCGGAACACGCCGAAACCUUUCUGUCGUUGUAUAGAGACGACAUGGACGCCGCUCUCCAGGUGCAGCCCGUAGACUCCUGGGACAGUUUCCCACUGUUCCAGCUUCUCAACAACUUCCUCAGAACUGAUUGUCACCUGUGUAACGGAACCUUCCACAAACACCUGCAGGACCUCUACGUGCCUCUGGUGGUGCGGUACAUCGACCUGAUGGAGUCGUCCAUUGCACAGUCCAUUCACCGCGGCUUCGAGCAGGAAACCUGGCAGUCCGUCAACUUUCAAGGAGUUAACCUGCCGGAAGUCUUCAACGGUUCGGCCACAUCAGAGGACUUGUUCUGGAAGCUGGACGCUCUGCAGAUGUUUGUGAUGGACCUGCACUGGCCCGAGCCAGAGUUUGCCAAACAUCUGGAGCAGAGACUCAAACUGAUGGCCAGUGACAUGAUGGAGGCCUGCGUUAAAAGAACCAAAUCGGCUUUUGACAACAAAAUGCAGAAAUCCUGUAAGUCCACAGAGUUCCGGGUUCCUCUGUCGGUCUGCACCAUGUUUAACGUUCUGAUGGACGCUAAGAAGCAGUGCUCCAAGCUGUGCGUGCUGGACACUGGUCAGGAGAGUGACAAACAAUGGCAACAGUACCACUCCAAAAUCGAUGUCCUGAUUGAUGAGGCGUUCAAAGAAAUGAUCUCCUCCCUCAUCUCCAAGUUUGCCAGUGUUUUAGACGGCGUCCUCUCCAAACUGUCCAGAUACGAUGAAGGCACAUUCUUCUCCUCAAUCCUGUCUUUCACAGUGAAAGCUGCUGCCAAAUAUGUGGAAGUCCCUAAACCGGGGAUGGAUGUGGCCGACACCUACAUCACCUUCGUGCGGCAGAACCAGGACAUCCUCAGAGAGCGCAUCAACGACGAGGUCUACAUCGAGGAAGUGUUUGACCAAUGGUACAGCAGCUGCAUGAAGGCUGUGUGCAUCUGGUUGACUGACCGACUGGACCUGCAGCUCCACAUGUACCAGCUGAAAACACUCAUCAAGAUUGUCAAGAAGACCUACCGUGACUUCAGACUGCAGGGUGUGCUGGACAGCACUCUGAACAACAAGAGCUACGAGACCGUCUACAACCGUCUGACGGUGGAGGAGGCCACGACUGCCGUCAAGGCAGGAGACAGUCUGCAGGGCAUCAGCAUGAGAGACAGCGACGAGGAGGAGGACUGAACACACACACACACGCACACAGAUAUAUGUACACACACUUUUAGAACUCCGCUGUCGUCGCCAUCAUGUCAGGAUUUUCUGUUACUCUCUGGACAAAUUUGUCCAAGACUAACACUGAGACACUGCUGGACAGAAUCACUGAACAGGUUCAAACUAGACCGAGGCUGAGAGAAUAUCAUUGGUCACUUAGACUUAAGGAUAUGAUCAUUAAAAAAAGGAGAAACUGAACAAAGAUUUAAAUUGAUUAUCAUUUAGCAUUAGCAUCAUCUAUUAGCAUCAAACACUCAAAGCAAAUUUGGUUGAGAAAACCCAUCAGUUCUGUUGUUCGUUUUCUACCUAAAGAAACACUAACCAGACAUUUUCUCCGAUUGUUUGUAAACAUGGAGCGUGUAACUUCCUUUCAACUCGCAGAAGGGGAUACUAUAAAAACAAAAAGUUAAAUCGUUAAAUCUAACCACCUUAUUCAGCCAAAAACCAGAGAAAUACAGUGGUCCCUCGUCUAUUGCGCAGGUUAUGGUCCAAGACCGCCCGCGAUAAACGGAAAUCCGUGAAGUAGAGUACGUUUUUUUUACGUAUAUAUUAACUCUUUACGAACCCUUUAGGUCGGAUCGUAGGGUGUCUUUUAAUGAUCGUAUCAGAACUGAGUCGGUAUCAACUGCAGUCUUUCCCUCAGAGUCCAUGGUCUUUAUUGAUAAAAAAAAAUCCCAUUUAGGACAAAACAGAAGGUAAAACAUGACAGUUGACGAGUGGACGCUGUGUGUGAUUGACAGCUGGACUGUCUGGUGUUUUUGUAAACACAGUUUGUAUCUCACAGCUUCAGAACCAGAACCCGACCCCAGUCACUUACAUCAGUGAUUCCCAACCUCUGUGUGUGCCACGGAAAAUGAUCCAAUUUCACUUAAUUCGCCUAAAAAACUAUUAUUUAUUUAUUGCAAAUAUUGUUUCUUUGUUUGUCAGUGCGUGACAGGCAGAACAGUUAUAUCCUCUUCUGCUAGGUGGCAGCAGAUGGUUAUUACAACUAAAAAAAAAAGAUCAUGUUGAAGAAGAUCUUUGUGUCUUUCUUCAAUUCCUGCCAGUGUAUCAGCGUUGUCUUCAACUAAACAGGAGUACAUUUUUUAGUAAAUUUAAAUUAGAAGAGUAUUAUAUUUUCGGUGAGAUUUUUGUCCAGUGGUGUACCGUGGCUCAAAAUAGGUUGGGAAACACUGGUUUACAUUAAACAGGACCAGGUCUGUUAGAACACAACUUCCUGUCCUACAGUACAUGAAGUUUGGCAACCUGAGGUUGAGCCUCCACCACUCAGCCAUCCUGACUGGUUUAGCUCCAGUGACUGACUGGUGAUAUUUGAUUGGACAUCAUUUAAUUACAUCUGGACCAGUUUCCUCGUUAGCACAAACAUUUUUAGAUGUCGUAUCUCUGCAGCGGAAUAAUUAUGGAAACAGUGGUUUGAACUGAACGUGAACUGAACCAAGAUUAUCUCCAGCAGUUAAUUAGCUGGCUAACAUUGUUUUGGCAUCUGAAAUCAAAUACCACAAGACAGCUGUUUCACACAAGGUCAGAAUAAAUAAAGUCGCACAAAUCAAACACAAGAGGCAGCUUUUUAACUCAGCUAAAACGCUAACUGCUAACGGCGCUGUUUAAAUUUAGAGUGGAGGAAUUAUUUGUUGGGCUUUUAUUUGGCUAAUUCAUGCUCCAAUGUUUCACUGCUUUGGUUGUUACAGUUCCUGAGCCGUGAUUGGUUGGUUUGGUCUCAACGUCCAAAUGUACUUUUUUUGUCGACGACGACUCAACACUCAAAUUUAAAGAAGUCACACGACCCAUUAGCCACCGGAUAAAAUGUCUGUUCUGUUCUAAGAUCAGCGACCUGCACUUUUAGUAACAUGAGAAUUAUUUUAUACAUAUUUUCUCCAGAUCCAGGGUCUCAAAGUCCAUUGGGCCGGGGGCCGGGGGCCACUACUGCCACCGCCGCCCUUUCAUUGUAGCACUGCAUCUGAUACUUUAGAAGAAAGAGUUUUAAUUUCAUAUAAAUACAGUGUGUACUAGAGUUCAAAUUGUUUUUCCUCAUUUUUAAAAGAGCAGCUAAAGCAUUUAAAAAAUAUUGGAAAUAUUUUUUGGAGGAAAAAAUGAAAUUAAAAUUAAUUAAAUUGAUCUAGUCACAGGCCAAAUGUGGUGGGAUUGCGGGCCAGAAGUGGCCCCCAGGCCAGUAUUUUGUGGUUUCUAAACAUAGGCUUCAUUGAAGAACAUUGUAUUUUUUUAUUCAUACACAGAAACCAUGUUCAACAUAUUUUGAAAAGGUUUUUUGUUUUAUUCUUCUUGAUGUCUCACCCAUGUCUCUUCGGUGAAGUCGUCUGUCAUGAAUCUCUGACAUUUACAUUUUUUUUUUUUAAUAGUUUCUUUAAUCCCCUCAAAGCUUUACGGUCACUGUAGCCUAGUAUUACACUGUACUCUCACCUCCAUCUUUACUGUGGGGCUGGUGUUCUUUGGGUCACAUGUCUGUCCCUAAGAAAGAAACAUAUCAAUGGUCAAACGUUUUGUGUCACCUGAGCAAAAAAAAAUGUUUCUAUGAGUAACAUUGUUGUACUUGACCCCAGUCUGACCUCAGUCUGACCUCAGUCUGACCUCAGUCUGACCUAGAGGUGUUUCUUUGGCAGCAGCAAACAUUUUUCUUGGUCACAAACUAGGAGUCGAUCUCUGUGGCCCACUUUAUGGACACCUUAAUUCGGACCAAAAAAAAAAAAAAACAAUUCUAAGAAUUCUAUCGUUAUUGUAUUUCCUUGUUUAAAUUCUCAACUUCUUGUUAACUGGUGGACUUCUGUCAUCACUGACGAUGACGUAAUAACGGCCAGAGCUUUGGAGACGCUUUUCACUGCUGUCUUCACGUAUAACGUAACGGCUUUGACUUUGACUGAAUCACGGAUUUUGCACUGUUCUGAUUGUUUGCCGUUGAGGUUGACAGUUCUCAGCGGAAUGUUCAAAGAGACACGUGUUUUCAAACACAAGCUGACGUAGCGCCGCGUGUACGCAGCUUCCUUAACUGCACCUGACGUACCGAGAAAAGACUUCCGGUUCAGAUCACGAUGGUCUGGGAAAACGUCCUGUGACUGACGGUGGUCGAGCAAAAGAAAAAAAACAAAAAAACAAAAACAAACAC
Molecule: messenger RNA, 7364 nt
Organism: Cynoglossus semilaevis (tongue sole)
Lineage: Eukaryota; Metazoa; Chordata; Actinopteri; Pleuronectiformes; Cynoglossidae
Gene: cadps2
Product: Ca++-dependent secretion activator 2
Exons: 29
Coding region: 419-4216 (1265 amino acids)
Biological process (GO): synaptic vesicle exocytosis; positive regulation of exocytosis; dense core granule exocytosis
Cellular component (GO): glutamatergic synapse
Source: RefSeq, a predicted model, not a curated record